Messenger RNA from Phialemonium atrogriseum, 1087 nucleotides. Its product is annotated as catechol O-methyltransferase. Gene Ontology annotation, molecular function: O-methyltransferase activity. The transcript has 3 exons. Bases 224 to 970 code for a protein of 248 amino acids. The record is from RefSeq and is a predicted model, not a curated record. Lineage: Eukaryota; Fungi; Ascomycota; Sordariomycetes; Cephalothecales; Cephalothecaceae.
CUCACUAAAAAGUAAAUACUCAAAGUGGAACUGAUGUCGAGUUUUGCUAGUCGAACACUUGCGUCAUUAUACCAUAAUGUGCCUGUCUCUUGAGAAAUGGCUCGUCCCAGCCAUGACAUCACGAGUUAGAACAAUGGCCCCAUGGGACAUUCAGCAAAGUAAUUAGUAGCUAUGAUUACAACGCAACCUGAACGAUAACAAGAGGGGAACCAUUAAACAAACCAUGGCCAAGACAGACAGAGACAACUUCCUCUCGCACGCCAGCGCGCGGGCCUCCGCGCUGCGCGACCACAUCUUCUCCCUCCCCGCGGACGAGUUCCGCGACAAGCCAUGGAAGCUGGUGGGCGCGAUUGAGGACUUUGCCCGCACCAGUGAGCUGCCCAUGACGAUCCAGGCGUCCAAGGUCGGCGUCAUCCGCGGCGCCAUGGCCGCCAUGGACCCGACGCCGAGGCUGGUCCUCGAGUUCGGCACCUUCGUCGGCAGCUCCGCGCUGGCCUGGGGCGCCACGCUGCGCGACUUCCACGGCAACGCCGGCGGUGGUGAUAGUGGCUUGAGGGUGUUCACCUUCGAGGCUGACCAGCAAGUCGCACAGAUUGCGAGGGAUCUGGUGGAGCUUGCUGGGCUGGAGGAGCUUGUCUUGGUGCUGGAUGGGAAGGGGUCGGCGUCGGUGAGGCAGCUGCACGACGAGGGCUUGGUCGGGGAGGGUAAGGUCGACAUGGUGUUUCUCGACCACUGGGAGGAGUGCUACCUGCCUGACCUGAGGCUGUGCGAGGAGCUGAAGCUGUUCCACAAGGGGUCCGUCGUCAUUGCCGACAACACCGAUUUCCCGGGCGCGCCGGCGUACGUGGAUUAUGUGAAGAAGGGGGGGAGUGGGGAGAGCGGUGCUGUCCGCUACCAGAGCCAGUCGGUCGAUGCUAGUGACACCAACCUAGCUAAAAUCGUUGAAAUCAGCAAGGUGAUAGAAAUAUGAACGGCUGAGAAGACGAUGUUGCCACCAUGGUUAAUUAGAGACUAGGCUAGAGGAUGUAAUUGGCUUCUAAUUAAUUAUUAUAUUUACUCCUAUUACUCCGCGUUUCUUCGGUGUAAU